This is a messenger RNA of Nycticebus coucang (slow loris), 7545 nucleotides long. RefSeq names its product neuraminidase 3 (gene NEU3). The transcript is spliced from 3 exons. Gene Ontology annotation, cellular component: cytoplasm; lysosome; membrane. Gene Ontology annotation, biological process: oligosaccharide catabolic process; ganglioside catabolic process. The record is from RefSeq and is a predicted model, not a curated record. Gene Ontology annotation, molecular function: exo-alpha-sialidase activity. Bases 362 to 1648 code for a protein of 428 amino acids. Lineage: Eukaryota; Metazoa; Chordata; Mammalia; Primates; Lorisidae.
GAGAGACUUCCGGGCUAAGCGGCGGGCUCCCGGGGGCGGGGCCGGCUCCGGGGGCGGCCAAUCGCAGGCCCGCUGCGCCCGUGCCCGCCUCCGCGCGUUCACUUAUGUUCCCAGUGUCAGUCUGUGUCUCUGCUGUCCUUUUUCUGGACGUUACCAACUCUGUUGGCUUCUCGGGCUUCGUGUCUGUGUCCUCAGUCUAUUUUGUAUUUCACCUCGUUUCUCUCCAUCUCUUCAGCCUCUGUGCGGGUCGUUCCCCAGGCAUCUGAGACCUGACGGCCCAUUCCCGCGCCAAGUGGAAGAGCCCCCACAGCCCAGCUCUGACGUGCGAGAGAAGGUGGACACGCGGUCUGGCGCAGAGGUCAUGGAAGAAGUGACAUCGUGCUCCAUCAACAGCCCUCUGUUCCAGCAGGAAGAUGAGAAAGGGAUUACCUACCGGAUCCCAGCCCUGCUCUAUGUGCCUCCCACCCACACCUUCCUGGCCUUUGCAGAGAAGCGUUCCACGAGCAGGGAUGAAGACGCUCUCUACUUGGUUCUGAGGCGAGGGUUGAGGAUUGGGCACUCUGUACAGUGGGAACCCCUGAAGCCGCUGAUGGAAGCCACACUGCCUGGUCACCGCACCAUGAACCCCUGUCCUGUGUGGGAGAAGAAUAGUGGUCAUGUGUUCCUGUUCUUCAUCUGUGUGCGGGGCCACGUCACGGAGAAUGAACAGAUCGUGUCGGGCAGGAAUGCGGCCCGCCUCUGCUUCAUCUGCAGUCAGGAUGCUGGGUGUUCAUGGAGUGAGGUCAGGGACUUGACUGAGGAGGUCAUUGGCCCAGAGAUGAAGCACUGGGCCACAUUUGCUGUGGGUCCAGGUCAUGGCAUUCAGCUGCAGUCGGGGAGGCUGGUCAUCCCUGCGUACACCUACUACAUCCCUUACUGGUUCUUUUGCUUGAGGAUACCAUGUAAAGUCAGGCCUCACUCACUGAUGAUCUUCAGUGAUGACCUAGGAGCCACAUGGCACCAUGGCAGCCUCAUUAGGUCCUUGGUGACAGUGGAGUGCGAAGUGGCAGAGGUGACUGGGAGGGCUGGUCACUCUGUGCUAUAUUGCAGUGCCCGGACACCCAACAGAUGCCGGGCAGAGGCUCUCAGCACUGACCGUGGUGAAUGUUUUCAGAGAGCAACCCUAAGCCGACAGCUCUGUGAGCCCCCGCAUGGCUGCCAAGGCAGUGUUGUAAGUUUCCUGCCCCUGCAGAUCCUACAUAGGCGCCAGGACUCUAGUGGCCAAGAUGCUCCCGCCAUUCAGCAGUCUGUGCCAAGCAGUUCACUGAGACUGGAGGAGGAAGCUGGAACACCCUCACAAUCGUGGCUCUUGUACUCACACCCGGUCAAUAACAAACGGAGGGUUGACCUAGGUAUCUACCUCAACAAGGCCCCUUUGGAAGCUGCCUGCUGGUCCCACCCCUGGAUUUUGCACCGUGGGCCCUGUGGCUACUCUGAUCUGGCUGCUGUGGAGGAGGGGGGCUUGUUUGCAUGUUUGUUUGAAUGUGGGACCAAGCAGGAGUGUGAACAGAUUGCCUUCUGCCUGUUCACAGACCAAGAGGUCCUGAGCCACAUGCAGGGGGACUGCACCAGCCCUGGUAAGAAUCUGAGUCAUUUCAAGUCUAACUAAUUGGCUUGUGACUCAACUUUCUGUCCAAAGAAAUGGCAGCCACAGCCAGAAUAAUAAAGGUUACUAGAAUCUUCAGAGAAUCCCAAAACAUAGUAUUUUGUUCCCUUCCUUUUCUCACUUUUGCCACUCCAAAGAACAAAAUGAAAAUUUUGCCAUAUUUACUGCAGAGGAAAGAGCACUGAACUGGGAGUUGGAAGACCAUGACAUGGUUCUGGCUCUGCCACUGACUCCCUUUAGGACCUUGGACUUGUCACCUGAACUCUAGGCCUCAAGUCUCCAUCUGUAAAAUGAGAGGAUUGGUUUUGUGAUUUCUCGUCUUCCCAUUUCUAGAAGAGGCAGAGUACCCGAUGCCCCAUGAUCAGUUAGUUGUCGCUGUUUAAAACACUCUGAUCUCAGAGGACUUAUCUUGUUAAAUGACUUGCCUGCCCCUCAUCCAAAUGUGACGUUGCAAGCCGGUGUCAGGGCAGAAAAGAAGACUAGUAUUAUUUGCUCCAAUUUAAUAACAAAAAUACCCUCAUCUUUCUCAUCAUGUUCAGAGAACUCUUUCUAUCUAGAGGAAUUGAGCAAAAUAGUAGAAUCCUAGAGUAAUUGAGCAAAAUAGUAGAAUCAUGAGAUCACUUACCUUCUUUAGCUUUGUAGCUCUGCUCAAUCUUCCUGUCCUCAUCCGGAAAGCAUCAUUUUCUUGGGAGAAAAGUGAGAAGCUCAGUGCCAGUGGUCCUUGAUAAUCUGCUUAUUGCAUCUGAUGGCAUUACCCUGGUGAAAGAUAAGCCUGAAGUUCAUUUGUUAGGAUGUUUCCUGAACAUGGGUUAUGGAAAAGGACAUGGGUUAUGACUUUAAAACAUUGGACAAAACUUCCUACAAUCUCUGCCUUCAAGGAACUCACAGAUUUUGGGGAUAGAAAAGGGAAAAAAUUCAAGAAAAUAAAUGCCACUGAGGGGGAUAGUUUGUAGUAUUGGGCUACAAGUUGGGGUGAUGACGGCUCACGAUAUCAUUGUUUUAGUUGCAUCUUCAGUACGUCUGGAAUCUUCUGUCCAAGGGCUUGUCCAGGCUGCUGGGUUUCCGUCAAGUUGCUGUUUUCAGAAUGUCCUGGCUCAGCUACUCCUUUAUAUGUGGAGAAGGUCUUCACUAUUGGGUCUGGACUUCCAAAUCUCUGAAUCAGGCCUGUUUGGAACUCCUGGAAUCACUACUCAUGAAGUAGGGAUGCCUUUUUGUCUAAUAGCUUUGGUGCUGAACUUAUCCAGUGCUGUGUCUCUCAGAUGAUACAAGUUUGGUUGUUCCUAUCCUUGAUUAUUUCUAUCACUGUCUGUUAUUGUGACAGAGAUUCUAUCACAAGAGAUUUAUUUUUGGUUCUUCUUUCAGGAGAAUAAUGCCUUAAACUGGUAUCAACUAAAUAUAUUUGGUGCUGGGUAGUGACCAUGGUAAGCAAGUCUUAGUCAUGGAUAUAGCCUAGGAGGCUAUGGGUUGCAAUUGCACCAGUCAAGUGGCAGACAGUUCUACAGGUUGAAUGUAGAGAUUAACUUUGCUAACUUCAGCAUAUUGCUUGAGCUCAUGGCCUAGAGUGUCUUUUCUUAUGCAAUGGUCACUGAAAGAGAAUGCCUUUAAAUAUUCCCUUAACCUCUCAUACAUUUGCCAAAGUAAUUUUCCUAAUACACAGAUAUGAUCAUUCAUUCAUGCAUGUAUACAUUUUUUUUUUUGAGGCAGAGUCUCACUUUGUUGCCCUGGUAGAGUGUGGGUGUCUGUCAUAUCUCACAGCAACCUCAGACUCCUGGGCUCAAGCAAUUCUCUUGCCUUAGUCUCCCAAGUAGCUGGGAUUAUAGGCAACCGCCAUAAUAGUUGGCUAUUUUUAGAGACAGGGUCUUGCUGUAGCUCAAGCUGGUCUCAAACUUUUGAGUUCAGGCGAUCCGCCCACCUCAGCCUCCCAGAGUGCUGGGAUUACUGGCAUGAGCCACUGCACCUGGCCUGUAUACACUUUUCCUGAGUGCAUCAUGCAAGGCAAUUUCUAUUGCUAUUUCUUGGUUCAGAAUCAUUUGGUGGCUCCCCUUGCCUACUAAACAAUGUUUACAUUUAGCUCGACAUGCAGGACCUUCAGUUGUUGGAGGAAGUAAUGCUCCCUCCUUAUAUGAAGCCCAGUGUCAGGGACCAGCUCUGUCAGACUGGCAAGUGGAGCGUGGUGGGCCAGUAGGGGUGGGCAGGGUUGGUGGUGCAGGGAGGAAUUGGGGAAGGGGAGAGGAUUAAAAUGGCAGCUCCCUCCUGAGUGGUAGAAACUCCAUAUUCAGCCCAGCUUUCCUGACUACUGUACUGUCAGUGGAUAGGAAUAAACAACAUUAUAGGCUAAGCCCUAUAAUCAGGGAUAAUGAUUAAGAGAAUGAGAAUGUCAAGAUUUCUUUAGGACUAUCCAAGAAGGAAGUCAAGGCAGGGACCCUGGUUCCAAGGCAUUGUGGACCAGAGAUAUUUCCUGUCUGUCCAUUUCUAAAUUGGCCUCCACUUCCUCCUUCCCCUUGCUUCGUAUUUCUUCAUAAUAGGUGGCAUGAAAACUCUUGACUAGGAAAGACCCUAUAUCCUUAUUUCAGGUAUAGUAAGAAAACAGGGUUGGGGACAGGGAAAAUCUAGAGUAAGGACUCAGGAGAGAAACAGAGUGGGUCAUGGCAGCUAUGAAGAAAAAGAACAGCAGAUCAGAGUCCUGGCACCUUAGGAAGAGGGAGAAAGUGGCAUAGACAUUGAGGCCUAGGCUAGAGAGGUGGUUGUAGGUGGUAGCUGCUGUGAAGAAGAAAUGAUGACUCCCUGAAGCCAGUAGCUUAGCCAACCCUGUAUCUUUAAGCUGGUUUAACUUGCCCAUGUUCCAGGUAACCUGUAAAGGUGGCUAUAGGUACUCCAACUCUGUUUGUGCCAGUUACUCCAGGCCUGCACCAUGAUCCUGGUAGCCUAACUGAGCCCACUUCAGCUGCCUUCAAACUGAUAGAGUGGAAAAGAUAGGGCAGGUGGUGGCAGCUAUGAAGAAAAGAGGAAAGCAGGCAGGAGGCCUAUAAAGUGUAGGUGCCGAGAGAGGACUAUGUAGUAGGCAGCCGCCACCCUGUCCCUGGGACCUUUAGAGUGGAUGCAUCCAGCACCACGUGGCUCACCCUGGGAGUGCAGAAAGAGUGAGCGGGCCUGCUGCUGGUUGGUAUGCACUCAGACUGGUCUGCCCAGGCAGCCUGCUGGGCCUGCUCAAGCUUCUGAUAAUCACCACAGGCCCGUGUUGCUUGGAUGUUUCAUUUGGAUCUAUUCCUUCCUGGUCACCAUUUUCCCCUCAGAUAUCCACAGGAUGCCACGCAGCUACAGGUAAGAGCCUUUGCACGCUGUCUAUUGGGUAACCCAAAGGCCCUGCAGAGGUCCGCCUGAGGCUGCACUACCUCUGUGGGACAGCAGGAGUUGCUAUGUCUAUUUUGGUCAGAUUAGGCUGCUCACUCAUAGGCUGUAAGUUUUCCCUGCUGUCUUGUCAUCCUUUUCGGGGGUGCUAGAGUCCACAGUAUGAGCCUCCCUGUGGUCCUUGCUAUAGGCUGCCUGCUGUGUAUUAUUAUUGUCUGCGUUGUGCCCUCUCGGCCUCUGCUAGGCUGUGAAUUCCUUGAAGGCCAGGUCUGUCUGACACCACUUUUUACUUUGAAUCAUAAUGACUUAACUAUAAAUAUAUUUUAAAAAUCAUAUUCUGAAUUCCUUGAAGGCAAGGAGUAUGUCUGAUUCAUCUCUUUGUUCUGUGCACAGAGAAGACAAUGGGUCAAAGAGGUAAGGAGGCGGGGGUGAGCUCCACUGCAGGGAGGAGGAUGUUGCAUCACUCUAAUGAUCGCACAACAUUUAAAACCUGCUGAACACUCGCACCUAAGUGAGGUCACUUAGGGUGAGUGUUCUUUGUGCUAACUUGCCUCCAGGGCUCUUACACUACUGUUAGGAAUGUGUUUUUCUCUGGCUAGACCUUAAUCCUGUCUGGGUAUCUACAGGAUCUUAGCCCAAGCCCAAAGCCAGGCCUUGAUUUGGGGGUUUCAUUUCACUAACAUUUCCCCUCUGUAAAUUCUGCUUAGAUUUUCUACAACCGCCACUUCUCCAGGACCGCAAGGGAGAUGCUGAGGUUCAGUGUGUCCUGGGAAUGUCUUGGCUCUGUGAUGUCAAGUACCUGGAAUGUUCUCUGUACCCUAAAAACUACCAUUACUGUUUGAAAUAAGAAAGAUGUAUAAAGAGCUUAAUUCUGGUGACUAUUUUUUUUUUCUUAAGGAAAUUAUGAGAUGAUUAUAAUCCUAAUAUCUGGUUUAUUUCCAACUUCUUUCAAAAAAUGAAUUUGGGGUUGUUGCAGGAAGACAAGGCCCAAUGGAGAGAAAGAGUACCCAAACACCACGUUUAUAAGAGGAAGGGCUUUAUUCACCAGCCAGGAGCUUACGGCAUAGAAGAAUUCCAAAUGGCCGCGCUCCCCGACAGCCUUGGUCUUUCCCUUUUUAUUGAUAGUCAAAAAGUUCCACCCCACAGGUACCCUUCUCAUUGGCCAGUUUGAAUCAAGCGGGAGAUGCUAUGCCCACCCCUACAAAACUACAGGAUUUCACAGAACUUGGAAAUUUCCAACUUUCAGGAAGUUAAGUUUACAAAUUCCCAAGAGCUGAGUCACCGUGGAGAGGACCCUGCAGGUGUAUCCUUGUGGUCUCCUUGAGAAGACCUGUUCUUCUAGACUUCACCCUUCUCGGAUAUCUUCUCUCAGGGUAAUUUCUCGCUUUUCAUAAGAACUUUUAUCUUCAGAAAAGUUUGUUAAUAAUAAUCCUUUCAUUUGUAUACAUUAUCAUUUCAACAUAGUUACCUAUUAAGGGAAGCAGGACGGGAAUUAUCAAUGACUGAUAUGAGAGCAGGUCAUACGCUAGCAUUACCCAGAGGAGUUGGAGGUGCAGAAUCACCUUGGACAGCAGCUCCAGUGUUUAUCACUGCACAUCUCAGUCUCUUUACAAAGCACCUUAGGUUAUCCUCAAAUUUUAGCUCUGAAGAAGCCGCAAAUAUUUACCUAAAUAAAAUGAGGUGACAGCUUUUUUUUUUUCUUUUGUUAAGACAGAGCCUCACUAUGUCAUUCUUGGUAGAGUACCUUGUCAUCACAGCUCACAGCAACCUCAAACUCUUGGGCUUAAGUGAUUCUCUUGCCUCAGCCUCCUGAGUAGCUGGGACUACAGGUGCCCACCACAAUGCCUGGCUAUUUUUUUGUUGUUGUAGUUGUCAUUGUUUAGCAGGCCAGGGCUGGGUUCGAACCCAUCAGCCCCAGUGUAUGUGGCCAGUGCCCUAACUAUUGAGCUAUGGGCGCCAAGCCAAGAUGAUAGCUUUUUAAUUGACUUUUUCCACUGGGAUGCUUUAAGGCACUACUGAAUUUGGCCAAAUGUCUGAGCAUAACUCCUUAAGUUCUGGCCAGGUGCGGUGGCUCAUUCCUGUAAUCCUAGCACUCCCAGAGGCCAAGAGGAGUGGAUAUCUUGGGCUCAUGAAUUCAAGACUAGCCUGAACAAAAGUAAGAACCCACCUCUACUAAAAGAGAAAAACUGAAGCAAGAGGAUUACUUGAGCCCAAGAGUUGGAGGUUGCUGUGAGCUAUGACGCCACAGCACUUUACUGAGGGCAACAAAGUGAGACUGUCUCUUAAAAAAAAACAGUUUAAUAAUAAUUAUUUAUAUAAUCCACGAAAAAGAUUGCAUCUUUGAGUUCUCCAAUAGACAGCAUAUUUUUGUGUUUUAUUAUUAGAUUGCUCAGUGUCUGAGGGGUCUUGAACUUGAGGGGAAGAUGCACCGCUGCAUCAGCUUUAGUGCUCAAUUUGUUAAACUUGAUCCAAUAAAACAUCAAAAACCUUGUGAAUAUUUAAACAAUUACAAACUUAAACUGCCUUAAACAUAAAUACCAAUUAGAAAUUCA